This is a messenger RNA of Funneliformis caledonium, 1468 nucleotides long. The record is from the annotation of a GenBank genome assembly. Lineage: Eukaryota; Fungi; Glomeromycota; Glomeromycetes; Glomerales; Glomeraceae.
AUGGAAUCACUCUUAGAGGAUGCCCGUAUUGCUUUAAGAAUUAUAUUAGAACAAGCUUCACAACUUCUUAUCAAUGGUGUUGACCCACCUGAAAGUAUUACUUGUUGCAUCUGUCUUAAUGAAAUUACUUUAAUGCAAACAUAUGUUAGGCUAUCUUGCAAGCAUAUAUUACAUUUCAUAUGUUUCGUAUCUGAAUAUUCCUAUAGACAGCAUUGCCCCAAAUGUUAUAAGCCUAUAGAAAUUGGUGUUUCUGAAGAUACAGUCAAUGCAAGUGAGUCAAGCAUACAAGUCGUGGAAGAAAUCGAGUAUUCGAAUGUAGAUAUGCGGAUAGAUUACGAUGUCCUUACCAAUUUUCAGACUGACUUCAAUCCUGAUCUUACACUAGAAAUACCUCUCAACUCUCCAAAUAUUAAUAUAGAAUUAUCAUCAAAUAUCGCUAGUUCUUCUAAUACCCCUCUUAUUCCAAACACAACAGAUUCUUCUACCAUUUCUCUUAACCAAAAUACAAGACGUAGAAACCCGACUCGCUCUGCAAGACCUACUAACUUAACUGAAGAAUCAGUAUCUUUAUCAGCUAUUUUAUCUAGAGAAAGUGAAUCAGCCUUAUCUAGACGAAAUAGACGUACAGAAUAUUUAGAACGCAAUGUUCCGCUUAUUAUUCAGGAGUUAAACACAGUCCCAAACGAAAGUUUUAUAGUUACUGAUUUACAAAGUCAUCAGGAAACAAAUGCAAGAAAUGCUAAUUAUCUAGCAGUAUUAUCUAAUUUACGAUUUAGAGCAGUACUUGUAGAUCGAUACGAAAUGUUAGUACAAGUGACUGGUAAUGAUCAUAAUGCUCGAGAGGCUCUUAAUAGUGAAGUAGAAGAUUUUGCUUUAGCGUCUUCGGCCAAAAAGAUAUAUUUUGUGUUUCCUGAUUGCGGAAGAGCUGGUGGACAUCAAAAAGGGAAAAUAUGUGAAGCGCCUAAACGGCUAAUGGGAAUGCAAAGUAUUCAAGUCUUGUUCAAUACUUCUGAAGUAAUUUAUGUUUUAAUAUUCAUUGGAUCCAUUUUCACUACUAUCUGGCACAUCUUACGUGUUAGUAGACAACAACUCACUAAUAUUGACCCCGCACAAGCCAAAAACAUAGAAGUGAGUACAGAUGCCUUUCUUAAUCAACUCUAUAGUAAGGAAACGGGUUUGAAUGAUGAAAUUAAAACAUAUCUGACCAAAAAGUUCAACGAAGUUAACACUGAGAACCAUGAAAACAUGUUGGCAUUAUACGAUAAGCUUCUUAAUAUCGAAGGACGUGUUUGGUCAGCGAAUGACGAGCAAUAUGAUAAUUUUAUGACAAAUACAGCUCGCUUUAGAUAUUUAAGAAUUUUGGCCCUGCAUAUUCUAAAUAUUACUCCUGUAUCUGGCUCUAAUGAUUCGUCCUCUUUUACAGGCUUAAGUGAAGAAGAUAAUUUAGAUGACAUCUUCAUAUCUCAAG